AUGGGCAAAACAUCUGAUGAUGCCCGAACCCAUAUGGCGAAUCACCGCUCGGCCAUUAGAGCAGCAAUUAAGGAUCAGAAAAGUGACCAACCGGUUGCCAGGCAUUUCUUGGAGGCAGGACAUAAUCCUACUGACCUAUGUUUUGUUCUCAUAGACCACGUUCCCCCAUUGAAAAGGGGUGGUCCAUGGGGUCAGUGUAUGGGAACUUGUGGACCAGGUGGAACUCAAAGCCGAUCAGUAUUGUGUAUUCAUGAUGAAGGUUGGAUUACUCAUCAUUCAGACUGCAAUCCAAAGGAUAGGCCAGAAAGUCAAAGGAGCUGUUUUAAAAUAUGUGCUUGGCAUAAUGAGCUUUUCCAAUGGGAAGUUACAGAAUGGGAUAUGUGCAUGCUUGUUCCUUAUCACAGUGACACAACAGCAAGGACUUCAGAGUGUGUGACAGCUCAGCAUGGCUUGCAGCAUAGAAAGGUGAAUUGUGUUCAAAAAAUAAAUCAGUCCAUUGCUCUUGAUGAAAUCUGUGAGCAUUUUACUCCACAACCUCCAACAGAACAGGCUUGUCUUGUACCUUGCCCUCGAAACUGUAUUGUAUCAGAAUUCUCGCGUUGGUCAACAUGCAGCAAAAGUUGUAGCAAAAGCUUGCAACAUAGAACUCGUUCUGUUAUUUCCCCUCCUUUGUAUGGUGGAUCUGAUUGCCCAAAUCUUACAGAAUCAAGAACUUGUAAUAUUCAAAUUUCAUGCCCUUUUGGAGACGAGGAAUAUACAUACAGCCUUAAACUUGGACCUUGGAGUGAAUGUAAGUUACCCCAUUUAAUGGAAAUUAAUUUGAGUGGAAGAAGCAUGCUGGAUUUUAACUCAGACUCCAUGGAAAGAAAUGCAUUUCGACAGGAAAAGUACAAGUUUCGGCACCAUUCCAGUACUUGGGAUAUAGAAAUUGGUUAUCAGACAAGACAAGUUAGAUGUAUGAGAAGUGAUGGAAAAAAUGCACUGCUAAGCAUCUGUGCACAAGAGAGCAUGCCCCUGACUUUCCAGUCGUGUGUUAUGCCCAAAGACUGUGAACUAAUGGAAUGGUCACCAUGGAGUUUGUGUUCCAAGACUUGCAGAUCCGGAGAUAUGGUUCCAGGAUAUAGAAGCAGAAGCAGGGCUGUGAAACACAUUUCUAUUGGAACAGGAAGACAAUGCCCAGAGCUUGAAGAAAAAGAAGCAUGUAACAUUGGAGGAUAUCUUCUACCACCUUGUCCAAGUUUUUUCUGGAAAUUAUCUGAGUGGAAACAUUGCCAAAUACCUAUUCUGAAUGACCAGUCUGACUCUCCCAGAAAUCAUGUGGCAUUGUGUGGUGGUGGAAUACAGUCUCGAGAAGUGUUUUGUGCCCAAAAUAUUGCUGAAUCUGGAAUAGAAACACAUAAAGAAGGUUAUAGACCAGUGGAACAGAAAUUCUGCACAGGUCCAAUGCCCUCUACCUCUCAGCUAUGCAAUAUCCCCUGUUCUAUAGACUGUGUGUUAUCUCCGUGGUCCACAUGGGGACCAUGUAUUCAUGAGAACUGUCUGCUACCUCAAGGAAGAAAAGGGUUCAGAUUAAGAAGAAGGAAUAUAAUAGUAGAGCCAACUGGCACUGAUGGAAAUUGCCCUCAUUUAGAGGAAACCAUUCCCUGUGAUGACCCUGUGUGUUAUAGUUGGGUGGUUUCUGGAGAAUUACAUUGUGUUCCAGAAAAUGGAGAAUGUGGACAUGGAAAAUACCAGCUGAAUACCACAUGUAAGGAUGUGAAUGGACAAACUGUAACUGACAGCCUGUGUGUAGAUGAACCCCCCAUACAGUUGGUUUGUAAAGUGCCUUGUAGUCAAGAUUGUGUGAUUAGUGAAUGGUCAGGCUGGUCCCCAUGUUCCCAUACCUGCUCUAAUAAGAAUGAAGAAGGAAAACAAAGGCGAACAAGAUCAAUUCUUGCCUAUCCAGGAGAAGGUGGUAAAUCCUGUCCUCCUAGCCAAUCACUGCAUGAGUAUCGCUCUUGUAAUGAUCAACCUUGCUCGACUUUUUACUGGGAGGUAUCUCCAUGGGGACCUUGUUUGGAAGCAACAUUUGCCUUGUCUUUGAAUGCUACAUUCAGCUGGAGCGGAGAAGCUACAUGUGGUGUAGGAAUCCAGAAUCGCAAAGUUUCAUGUGUAAAGAACAAUGUCGGUCAAGUUACAACAAAGAGAUGCCCAGAGUUAACCAGGCCUGAAACAAUUCAGCCAUGUCUACUCCCAUGCAAAAAAGAUUGUAUUGUUACACUUUUCAGUGAAUGGACGUCCUGCCCUACGUCUUGUCAGCCAGGCAAUGCUACCUCCUUGAAACAAUCCCGCUACAGAAUAAUAAUCCAGGAAUCUGUUAAUGGAGGACAGGCGUGUCCUGACACUCUUUACGAGGAAAGAGAUUGUGAAGAGGUCCCAGUCUGUCCAAUUUACAGGUGGCAAACCCACAGAUGGGGUCGGUGUGUGCUGGUGCCUGAAUCUGUGACACAAGGAAUAACAGGAGCCACUGAAACUUGUAGUCCAGGCCUGCAAUCCAGAGAUGUAUCGUGUGUCUCAGAGGAAGAGCACCCUGUAGAUGUGACUUUGUGUCUUACAUUGUCCGGGCCCAUGCCUUCCUUGGUACAGCAGUGUGAAAUGCCUUGCAAAGAUGACUGCACAUUCACUCCUUGGUCUAAAUUCGCUCCUUGCUCUUCAGACUGUACUUCAUUACGUGCUAGGAGGAGAGCUCUCACAGGCAGAAGCAAAAAACGAGACAAAUGUCAGAAUACAGAGGUUUUUCAUCUGGUUGAAACAGAAAUGUGUCCAUGUAAAGUGUUUAAAUCUCAGCCGUAUGGAAACUGGUCAGACUGCAUUAUUUUGGAUGAAAAAAUAAAUAUACAGUUAGGGACGAGAAGUCCUGGAGAAAUCAAAGAUUGUGGAGAAGGCAUACGAGUCCAAGCCAAUGCCUGCUAUGAUCAUACAGGCAGGAUAGUAGAUCCAUCUUUCUGCAGCAGUUCAGGUUACCUUGAGGAGCCAUGUAAUGUCCCCUGUCCAUUCGACUGCAAACUGAGUGAGUGGUCAAGCUGGUCUCCUUGUAGUUCAUCUUGUGGAACAGGAGUUAAAAUUCGAUCUAAAUGGUUGAAAGAGAAACCUUACAACGGGGGAAAGCCAUGUCCAAAAUUGGAUGUUAAAAAUCAGGCUCAGGUGUAUGAGGCAGUUCCUUGUUAUAAUGAAUGCAAUCAGUAUUCCUGGGUGGCAGAGCCAUGGUCUGCCUGCAAGCUCAACACUGAGGAAAAACUAUCUAACUGCGGAGAAGGAAUACAAAUCAGGAAAGUGCGGUGUGUAAAUAUGUCAGAAGAUGCUGAGGCCACUGAUGUAAGUGAUACUAAUUGUCACCACCUGGAAAUUCUCCCAACACAACAAAAUUGUUCCCUGUCCUGCCCUGGCAAGUGUGUGAUGUCUAAUUGGGGGUCGUGGAGUGCAUGUUCACAGUUUUGUGAUCCCAGUAGUAGAAGAAUGAGAAGAAGAUUCCCACUGAGAGUUUCAUCUAAUGGGUAUGUGUGCCCUGAUGACUCACAAGAAGAGCUGUGUAUUCUGAACCACAACUGCUUUCACUAUCAAUAUAAUGUAACAGAGUGGAGUACUUGUCAGUUAAGUGAAAAAGCAUUGUGUGGUGAAGGCAUAAAGACCCGUCUUUUAGUUUGCAUUCGAAGUGAUGGAAAACCAGUGGAAAUAUUCUUCUGUGAGCAGAUGGAACUGAAGAAACCCACAAAAAUGAGAAUCCACUGUCUUGUAGAGUGUCCUGUUAAUUGUCAACUCUCUGCCUGGUCUUCAUGGUCACAGUGUUCACAGACGUGUGGUGCUGGAGGCCAAAUGGUACGGACUCAGAAUAUUAUCAUACAAAGUCAAGGAGAAGGAAGACCUUGUCCACGCAACUCAGCCAAUACAAAAAACUGCCCUGUUUACCCUUGCUAUGAAUGGAAAAUUGGGGAAUGGUCAAAAUGCAAGAUAGAGAAUGGUCAAUGUGGAGAUGGAUUCAAGUUUUGCAACCUCACAUGUAUGGUACAUGAUGGAACAUUGACAGAUGCAAGGACUCAAGUCGAUACAAAAUUUUGUGGAGAAAUACAUCCAGAUGGGAGUCAUUUAAAAAUGCCAUGUCACGUGCCUUGUCCAGGUGAUUGCCAUCUAACAGAAUGGUCAUACUGGAGCUCCUGUGAGCUGUCUUGUAUUGACGGGAGAAGCUUUGAAACAGUUGGUCGCCAGUCACGAUCUAGAACUUUUAUUAUCCAGUCACUGGAAAAUCAGGAAAGCUGUCCAGAGCAGGUCAUAGAGACACGACCCUGUACAGGUGGAAAAUGUUUCAGCUAUACAUGGAAAGCAAGCCCGUGGCGAGAUAACAAGCGUAUUGUUUGGUGUCAGCGUUCAGAUGGAAUAAAUGUUACAGGUGGUUGCACUAUCAAGUCACAACCAGCAGCAGUUCGACAUUGUGAUCCGCCCUGCAGAAAACCCUUUUCCUACUGUUUGCAGACUGGAGCCUGUGGCUGUGUGCAAGGAUACACAGCGAUAAUGAGAUCUAAUGGCUUCCUUGACUACUGUGUAAAAGUACCAGGGACUGAAAACAAGAAGGCAGAUGUGAAAACGUUUGCAGGAAAAAGUAAACCCAUUAACUCUAAAGUCCCUGAGAUCUUUAAAGGCUGGUCUAUACAGCCUUUAGACCCAGAUGGAAGAGUGAAAAUGUGGGUAUAUGGUGUAUCUAUUGGCAGCUUCCUUUUAAUAAUUUUCCUCAUCCUUACAUCUUAUCUAAUAUGUAAAAAGCCAAAAGAAAAAAUGAGUCAAUUUCCUCAGCAGAAGCCUCUGACUUUGGCAUACGAUGGAGAUAUGGAUAUGUAACUAAAAAACAAACAAAACAACAACACAUGCAAGCCAAAAUAUAAACUUCAACUGCCUUAACUGCUCACUUUUUUGUAACAAUUUCACAAUAAAACAGUUGUCAGAAAUGUGUCAAAGUGCAGAACAACCCUGGCAAACAUAUAUAAAACUUUGCUUGCAAAUAAAAAAACAAAAACAGGUGGAUAUCACAAGACGCCUAUAUUAUCAAAUUGAGAAUGAAAAUAUAAAUUUCUUCAAAGAAUCCUGUGUGUUUGU
This is a messenger RNA of Bombina bombina (fire-bellied toad), 5124 nucleotides long. RefSeq names its product thrombospondin type 1 domain containing 7B (gene THSD7B). The record is from RefSeq and is a predicted model, not a curated record. Lineage: Eukaryota; Metazoa; Chordata; Amphibia; Anura; Bombinatoridae.